GCCCGCCCCCCGCCGAGGCCGCUGCCCGACGCGCAGAGCGGCGCCGGCUGCCAGCGCUCGCGGCGCCGCCGGUGCGGAGGAAGGCGCGCGCCCCGGCCCCCGCCGCGCCCCCGGGGCUCCGCGGCGGCAAAUGGUGGGGCCGGACGAUGCCGGAGCUCCGGGCGGCGCAGCCGUGCUUCCCGCGGGCCGGCAGGAGGCGGCGGAGGAGGAGGCGGCGGAGGAGGAGGAGGACGGGGAGCGGGAUGGGAGCCGGGGCUCGAGCCGGCGGAGCGGCGGGCCGGGGCAGGACCGGCUGCUGCAGCGGUACCUGGCGGCGCUCGGCCCCGCCGCGGCGGCGGGUGGGAAGCGCUGCCCGGAGAAGCCCGCGAACGGAGCCGCCUGCGCCGUGGGCCCCUGCGGGAGGAUGACCAACGGGGACGUCGGCUUCCUGCUGCCGCCGCAGGAACCGCCGCCGCCCCUUCGGGCAAGACGGGAUGAGCCGGGGCCGGAGGAGGAGGAAGCGAAACUGCAGAACGGGGGCUUCCUCCCCUGCCCGGCGGGAGGCGUCCCCUCGGGAACCACCUUGGAGGAGCCGCUGAGGAGCUGCCGGCUGCGGAGCGAGGCGGAGCGGCGCGGGGGGGCGGCGGCCGAGAGCCCCUCGCCGCCCCGCAGCCCGGGGGGCGACGCCGGCAGCCGGGCGCUGGCCGCCCCCGGCGCGCAGAGCUGCCGGGACCGGGCGGAGCCCGCCGCUCUGCCCCCGGCGCCCCUCGGCUUCACGGACGUGAACCUGAACUCCCGCAACACGUACGAGGUGAGCCGCCGCCGCAGCGCCCCGGAGCACCUGCCCCACGGAGGGACCGCGGCCGCCGAGCCGGCACCGCCGCCGCAGGAGCCCGCGGAGAGGGCCCGGCACCGGGUGGGCAUCGCCGGCGCCGGCAGCAGCUUCGCUGAGUUCUUCACCAGAAACUUUUUCACUAAAAGGACAAAGGAACUCAAACCUGCUGUCCAAAGUGCUCCUGGUUGGAAGUUGUUUGGAAAAGUCCCACCCAGGGAAAACCUUCCAAAAGAUUCCAAAAUUAUUCAGCAGGAUGACAGUUCUGGCAGUCUUGCGUCAAUAUCUGCUCUCAGUCUAUUAAACGCAGGGGAAUAUGAAGCACGGACAGGAAGAAUGUAUAAACCUCCACCCCCAUCAGCAAGACGUAAAAAUAUUGAGUUUGAACCACUUUCAACUACUGCUUUGAUUCUGGAGGAUCGACCAGCAAAUCUUCCUGCCAAAUCGGUGGAGGAGGCUUUACGUCAUCGACAAGAAUAUGACGAGAUGGUGGCAGAAGCAAAAAAACGAGAAAUUAAAGAAGCACAUAAAAGGAAAAAAAUAAUGAGAGAGCGUUUCAAGCAAGAAGAGAAUAUCGCUAGUGCUAUGGUGAUUUGGGUCAAUGAAAUACUACCUAACUGGGAAGGCAUGCGUGCUACCCGAAGAGUUCGAGAGCUGUGGUGGCAGGGAUUGCCCCCAAGUGUACGUGGGAAGGUUUGGAGUCUAGCAGUGGGAAAUGAAUUAAACAUCACUCCUGAACUUUAUGAAAUCUUCUUGUCGAGAGCUAAGGAACGAUGGAAAAGCUUCAGUGAGACAAGUUCUGAGAAUGACAUAGAAGAUGCAGGUGCAUCUGUUGCUGAUCGUGAGGCCAGUCUGGAGCUAAUUAAGUUGGAUAUAUCACGCACAUUUCCAUCCCUCUAUAUUUUCCAGAAGGGUGGUCCUUAUCAUGAUCUCCUGCAUAGUGUUUUAGGAGCAUAUACAUGUUACAGACCAGAUGUGGGAUAUGUACAAGGGAUGUCCUUCAUUGCUGCUGUGCUCAUUCUCAAUCUGGAGGAGGCAGAUGCCUUCAUUGCCUUUGCUAACCUUCUAAACAAGCCAUGCCAGCUGGCCUUUUUCCGUGUGGAUCACAGCAUGAUGCUGAAAUACUUUGCAGCCUUUGAAGUGUUUUUUGAAGAAAAUCUUCCUAAAUUGUUUCUUCAUUUCAAAUCAUACAGUCUUACUCCAGACAUAUAUUUGAUAGACUGGAUUUUUACACUCUACAGCAAGUCAUUACCACUUGAUCUAGCCUGUCGUGUCUGGGAUGUUUUCUGCAGAGAUGGAGAAGAAUUUUUGUUUAGGACAGGAUUAGGAAUCCUUCGGUUAUAUGAAGAUAUUCUCCUACAGAUGGACUUCAUUCAUAUAGCACAGUUUCUAACAAAACUUCCAGAAGAUAUUACAUCAGAAAAGCUUUUUAGUUGUAUUGCAGCUAUUCAGAUGCAGAAUAGUAACAAAAAAUGGGCACAGGUGUUUGCCUCACUGAUGAAGGACAACAAAGAAGGGGACAAGAACCAUAGCCCAGCACCGAAAAGCUAAUGUUGAGGUCUGUUGGAAAUAUGGAAAACCACUUGAUGACAAAGAAGUCUUCACAUCACUUCUAUGUGGAAUAAGCACUAUAGAAAAUGUGAAAAUGAAAUGGAAAAAAGACACAGCUCUCAGUGGAGUUAUGAACUGAUGAAAUCUUCACCCUUUUGCCAGUAUUAGUUUUUGCCGUGGGAAGAUCUGAUUUCACACAGAAUACUAAAACCUAUGAAACUGAGAAGCGGGGAGUUCAUAUUUAAUACUUUAAAAGAAUCAGCUCAAUGCAAUAAACAUUUGUAAUAACUUCUGUUGGUACUUUAAACAAAUUUUUGAGGCAUAACUGUUUUUACAAAUACCACAAAGGCACUUUUUGGAGGGGAUGAGGGAAAUGCUAAAUCUUAGGGCCCCAAAACUGCUAUCCAAACCAAAUGCUUUGGUACAAACAUUACCUCCAAAAUUAACAAAUUGCAAGUAUUGAGGACCAAAUAAGGUGGUUUGGUAUGUUUAUGUGCAAGGUGGUUAAGAUUUGGGAAGGUGUAUUGUCUUAUUUACUUGUUUGGUUUUUUUAAGUUGCAGCUUCAUUCUUCAGUCUGGGCAAAUGUAAUUAACUCAGGAACUGUAGACGUAUUGUGCCCAAACCUAGAGCAAAAAUAAUUUGAAUUCUGGUAAGAACAGGGCUGCUAUUUUCACUGUACAGCUUUCAAAGCAAGUGGUGUUUAAGCAUUUGUUUUGGUGUAUUGGUUGUGGAGUAAAUGGAGUGGGUAUUCUGUGAAAGGGUUUUGCCACCAGAAGGUUUUUAUUGUCGAGCCAUUUCCAACUAAAAAAAUACUUGUAUGUAAUGGUGAACACUAGAAAAUGACAAGGCUGUCUAAAGGCUUUUGUGUUCUCAAAGUAGCCACUUUUAACACUUGGAAAUAAUGCAGACACAGAAUUGUUUUUGAAACUGUCUUUUUAUUAGUGUGCAAUACUGAAAUCCAAAAAGCAUCUGGUUUAGUGAUACUUAAUUCUUUAACAUCUUUUAACUGUGAGACAUAAAGUCAUACUGUAUGUGUCACGGCAGAUAUUUUCAAACAUUUCGUGUUCUUGAAGAUGCUGUAUAACAACCUGUGGUUGUAGGGGACAGAAAUUUAAAAUGGAUAGCACUGCAGGUGAGGAACACUUGCACUCUUCUUGAUCCAUUUUUUGCUAAUAUUUAAUGUAAAUAAAUUCCUUACAUGUGGGUUUUUGUAACUGGUCCCUCUGGAAAUCAAGUAAAAAUUACCAUUAUGUAUUUUUAAGUGCAGGAGGCUUCCAGUUGUCUGGUGUUUUAAAAGCAGAGUCUGCAUAAUCGGGGUAAAGAUUUAGUGUGGUGUAACUUGCGUUGCUAUCUGGUUUAAAAACUACAUAUAUGCUACUCAUAACAUUAAAAUUUGAAAUGUAAAUGUCAGAUUUUUCUUAACUUAUGUAUUCACUACUUUAAUUGGAUCCAAUUUGUCUUAUAUUUUUGUGUUAUCUUGUACAGUUUUCUUACUUUUCAACUAUAAAUCUGUAUAUAACUGUAAAUAGAAGGAUCAAGCCUUCCUUUAAGACCACUAGUAACAAUUCCUGUGUAAAUAAAACUUACAGCAGA
Poecile atricapillus (Black-capped chickadee) is the source of this 3956-nucleotide messenger RNA. RefSeq names its product TBC1 domain family member 12 (gene TBC1D12). Lineage: Eukaryota; Metazoa; Chordata; Aves; Passeriformes; Paridae. The transcript has 14 exons. Bases 131 to 2362 code for a protein of 743 amino acids. The record is from RefSeq and is a predicted model, not a curated record.